UUCGAUCUGUCUUCACCAUGUUCACUAAGACCGUCGUCGCUCUUGCCCUUGUGGCAGUCACUCUGGCUGUUCCUUCACAGCCUUCCUACGGAUAUGCUCCUCCUGCAACUUAUGAUGCUCCUGCAAAGUACGACUUUAACUACGCUGUUAAAGACGACUAUUCCGGAAACGACUUCGGUCACCAGGAGGCCCGUGACGGUUACGACACACAGGGUUCCUACUACGUCCUGCUUCCUGACGGUCGUCUGCAGAAGGUGGCCUACACUGUCAACGGCGACUCUGGCUACGUGGCUGAGGUCAGCUACGAGGGUGAGGCUCAGUAUCCCGAGUACAAGCCUGCUCCUGCCUACAAGCCUACUCCUGCUUACAAGCCCGCUCCUGCUUACAAGCCUGCCCCCGCCUACAAACCUGCCCCUACUUAUGCCUAAAUGAAACAGAAAUGAAUAUAUUUAACAUGGAUAUUUAUUAAACGAAAAUAUCA
Messenger RNA from Penaeus indicus, 481 nucleotides. Its product is annotated as cuticle protein 7-like. Gene Ontology annotation, cellular component: extracellular matrix. The record is from RefSeq and is a predicted model, not a curated record. The coding region runs from base 18 to 428 and encodes 136 amino acids. The transcript is spliced from 3 exons. NCBI's taxonomy places the organism in Eukaryota, Metazoa, Arthropoda, Malacostraca, Decapoda, Penaeidae.